UGGUCCAUGGAUUUGGUUCAUUGGGGUGCCUUGUUUAUGGACUCACACGCCGCAGAUUCAUUUCGGUUUGCAAGUGAAUUACAAAAGUCGGAUUUUUAAGUAAUAAAUAAAAUAUACUAUACCAAAAAGAAUAAUUUAAUUCCACACUACUCAACAUCUCAACCACAAGUAAUAUUAUACUAAUAAUUUAAUGAGGAGGAAGAUGAUCAAGGCUAAUUGAAGUAAUAAACCCGGGCGCUUGUAGAGAGAAUGAUGGAGAAGCAUUUAUGGUUCAUCACAUGCCAGCAAUUAAUGUGCAGCAAACCAGAGUAAAAACCUCCAGCCCGGAAUUCUUCAUCUCCUCCCUCCACACCCACACUAACCUUUAAAACACAUUUACAGUUACAGGACCAUAGUACAAUAAAACCAACCAGCCUCAAGAAAUUAAAGGAGAAGAUUGAAGAAACAACAAAAAAAAAGAGAGAGAGAGAAGAAGAAUGUCGACAACAGAGAACCCCGCGGAAGCUAAUUUAAGCAGCUUAAGGGUGUGGCAAGAUUUGGGUGUUGUUGACACCAUAUUCGAAGAAGAAGGCGACGACCCUUCAACCACGCCUUCUCUCUCCCCGCUCAUCUCGCCGUCUCCUACACCUCUCCAUUCUCUCGUUGAGGCAUGGUCAUCGGCUUCCGGUGAUGACGUAGAUGUGGUGAUACACGUUGAAGAUUCGUGUUUCUACUUGCACAAGGUACGUUUUGCUGAAUGCUAGGUGUCGGUUAUAAUUUCUCAUUUUGCGUAAAGAUUUGUGUGUGGUUCUAAUGGUUUAUGCAUAUGAGCUGUGAAAGGAAAAUAAAAUAAAAUAUUAUCGAUGAUUAGUUGACGUAAAAAUGUGAUUAUUUGUCAUGUGGUUGCACCGAAAAAGUGCAAUUAAUUUGUGUUUUUUUUUUUUUUUUAAGGAAAAGGGGGAGAACUUACGUUGUACGUCUUCUAGAAAUCAUUUUUUUCAGAUUCUUUCCGGUUCACUAUAUUAGAUUGAAUUGUCGUGUUAAUUACUCUUCUGUCGAUAAUGUCCAUAAUCUCCGUUCUUUUUCAACCUUUGGUAUUUCACGUAAAAUCAUGAGGUGUUAAUUGUGAAUGAUCCUAUUCCCACUGUAUAGUAGACAUAAAUAUUACUACCUCCGUCUCCAAAAAAAUAAUCCACAUUAAGUUUUUAAAUUUGUAUUAAAAACAUUACAAAACUCAAAACUGACUAUUUUUAUAGGACGGAAGGAAUGACAUCUAAUUUACACAUAUCAUCUAAUUUACACAUAUCGAACCCGUGGGUUGACACACAAAAGGUGUCACGGAAUAGACGUGCGAUGGAGAAAAUAUUCACAUAACUUAGCGGGAAAUGGAUUAUUAUGAAUAUAUGAUUGUGAUAUGUUUUUGUGUGUAAGGGAUUUUUAGAUAUUUCAUUGAGGUGAUGAAACAAGUGUGUGAAUUUGUAACCCCCCUCAUAAUUAGCGAUUGACUACUGAAACCAAAGUGUUUAAAACGACAGUUCAGAAUUCUGUAGAAAUCAAUUAAAAUGGGGUAAGCAAAGCAAAUUAACGUAGACAAAUGUGAAAUGUACAACAUUCUCCAAAUUCAGCAAAUCCAGAUUCGUUUGAAAAAUUUGUAAGUUGUACUUGUACCUCUUUACCCGUCCUUAUUUAUUGAAAUCUUGAAAAAGAGUGCUGCAAAAGUUUGAAAGCUACGUUUCGCAGUUAAUGAGAAAUAAAUAUAAUUGUGUGUCAUUUUGUAGUAGUAUCACUUUUUUUUCUCUUCUGAGUAGGCCCCACUACGAGCAAGAAGUAAAUACAUGAAACGGCAGCUCAAGACAACGUCCCAAUUAACGUUGUCUCCACCGUUACCCAUAACCGCUGAAACCUUCACUUUGGUGACUGAAUUCUGUUACGGGUCCCAGAUCCUCAUCACUCCAUUUAACGUGGCUCCACUUCGCAUCGCGGCUGAGUUGCUCGAGAUGACGGAGGCCACCGACGGGAGUGGGGACGAUAGUCUCCGGCAGAAGACGGAGGCGUACUUCCAGCGGGCAGUCCCCGUCAACCAGGAGUUCGCGAAGAUUGUGUUGCGUUCUGGUGUUUCGUUGCUUCCGGAAGCAGAGACGAAGGCCGGUAUUGUGAGCAGGUGCAUCGAAGCGUUAGUGCUGAUGCAUGAUGACGAGGACGGAGGUGGCUGGGGAAAGAUGAGUUGCCUGAACGACGUCCUAAAGUUGCAGCCUCAUGAAUUUCAAGUCCUAGUGGAAGCUAUGAAUCAGCGGUUGACCAGUCAUGACAUUCUCUACAGAGUCGUUGACCUGUAUCUCAAGGGAUAUGCAGGGAAGAUCACGGAAGAGCAGAAGAUCCGGAUGUGCAAUUACAUUGACUGCACAAUCCUGUCGUCUCAAGGCCUAAUGCAUGCUGUUCAAAAUCCAGCAAUGCCACUUAGAUUUAUAGUUCAGGCCAUGUUUGUUGAGCAGCUCAACACCCGGCGUUCCAUCUUCUCUGCUGCUGAUAAUCAUAAUUAUAACCGUAAUAACAAUAAUAAUAAGCCGCAGCAUCAGAAGAUACAAGACUCCACCUCCACCCUUGGGGCAAUCCUCCAACGCGAUGCAGCACUCAGGCAAGUUGCCCAGCUCAAGGCCGCCAUGGAUACCACAAAUUCACGGAUUCAGAGCCUGGAGAAAGAGCUUAUUGGGAUGAGGAAGCGUUUACAAGAUGCAGAAAGUCAUAAUCAUGAGCAGAGUACUCUGGAUUCAGGCCGGUCUCAGAGCUUCCGAUUCAGCUCGGAGAAUAGGAUCGAAAGAGGACAAAUCGGAUCAGUUUCGUCAGCGAGCUUCCUCAGUAUGAGGAACAACAAGAAAGAUGGAAUUAAAGCUGCUGCGUGGUCAAUUUCGUCUGAUGAUCAAGAAUCAUGUGAUGGGUUUGGUAGCAGCCCAGUGCAAGCUAAUACUAAUAAGAAACUGGGGAGAAGAUUUAUGGAUGGAUUGAAGAGUGCAUUUCGUGUCACCAAUUUGGUGCCAAAGAAGCUGGAAAGAAAUACUAUUACUGCUGGCAAAGUCAAUGGUGAAAAGAAGAACACUCCUGAAAAGUAUGAAAUUGGGGGCAGGAAUAUUGUGAUUGUAAGAAAAGAUCCACCUUACCAACGUUAGCUUUUCUUUCUUUUGUCAACCAACGUAGGACGUGACAAAGUGAAAUGGAUUAUUUUUCCCUCUAAAUUUAACUAGAGACUACUGCAAGUUUUGCAACGUCCAAACGUGAGUCCAUUUUUUUCCUUUCGUCACAGUACUACCACUAUUCUUUUGAUUUUUUUUUUUUUUUACCUCUUUGGUUUGUUUAUUUUGAACUUAGAAGU
Molecule: messenger RNA, 3346 nt
Organism: Oldenlandia corymbosa var. corymbosa
Lineage: Eukaryota; Viridiplantae; Streptophyta; Magnoliopsida; Gentianales; Rubiaceae
Source: the annotation of a GenBank genome assembly